Fomitopsis serialis is the source of this 15183-nucleotide messenger RNA. RefSeq lists its product as uncharacterized. Lineage: Eukaryota; Fungi; Basidiomycota; Agaricomycetes; Polyporales; Fomitopsidaceae. Gene Ontology annotation, molecular function: ATP hydrolysis activity; ATP binding. Gene Ontology annotation, biological process: ribosomal large subunit assembly; rRNA processing. Bases 142 to 15183 code for a protein of 5013 amino acids. Gene Ontology annotation, cellular component: preribosome, large subunit precursor; nucleus. The record is from RefSeq and is a predicted model, not a curated record. The transcript has 20 exons.
CUUGCAAGCGUUCUUGCCUGCUAAAUCUUGCUGCCCUGCCUCCCCGCUACCUCUACCUCGAACCAUCCUGAAUUCUAUGAUCUGCAACUCGAAAAUUACUCUACUCUUCAUCUAAGUACUAAGCUCGGCUAGGCGGCAAAGAUGGAUAGCACCGCGGGGAUGGGCGACCCUCUCGCGACCAACCUUCGGAGACAAACCAAGGUCCUCCUGGCUCAGAUGCCGGAGGAUUCACACCACGCACACGCACUUAAAAACGCAUCUACUAGAACUGACUUGCUGAACACCCUCGCAUAUCUUCUCUCGCUACCUGCAUACACGAAUGCUGUAGCUGUCGCUUUUCGCCCCAUUCUCCUUGACUUAUGCGCGAGGUGGCUACAUGACCAGGAGAACGAGCUGGCGAGGUUCGAGGCCCUGUGCCUUUUGCUGGAGAUUCAAACAGAGAUCUACCCCGUAUUGGCGGCAUUCCUCCGCCAUCCAAAUCGACAAAAAGGACCAUUGGCAUAUGUAACACAAGCGCAGGAUGUGAGCGGACUCGAUGCAAGCAUCCUGCAUCGCCAACUACUUGCGUACUACCGCAUCCUUCAAGCCAACCGCGACCUACCCGAACAAUUCGUUUGGCCCAUUGCCCCUCUCUCAAAACUCAUCUACACCCCGCAUCCCGACAAUGGAGUUAAAUCCCUUGCCAUCCGAUGUCUAGCAUUGCAGACAGGCAUGAUGGAGGGCAAGCGUGAGGAGCUGGAGCUAGAAUCUAUCGGGAGCGUCGCCGAGGUGGAUUGUACUAUUGGGUAUGGCGCGAAGCUGGACGGAAACGUGGUGAUGAUGGACGGCUGGGUUAUGCCGGCCAUAGAGGCAAAACGAAUAACAAGCGCGAGGAGCGCGAUACUCCAGCCUCAGGAUUACUUCUCAAGAGACGAGAAUGAGACUCAUGAGCCUAUUCAUCCGGCAGAAAUGAGUCCCUUUAUAACGAACGUGCACGGUGUGCUGAUGCUUCGCUCGACGCCAAUAGCGUCGCAACCUCCAACUCUAUUCGUAGAAACACCGUCCGCUGUGCACUCACUCAGGACGCUCGCUUUGCACCACUCCCUCCGCGUUCCUACACUCCUCACCUCAGCACCCUCGUCCGGGAAAUCAUUAUUACUCUCCCAGCUCGCCUCAAUUUUGCACCCGGACGCGCACAACCAAAUUAUAACUAUUCAUCUCGCAGACACGUCGCUUGACCCCCGGUCUCUCCUUGGCUCGUAUGUAUCCUCCCCAACCAAUCCAGGUACAUUCGAAUGGAAGGAAGGCGUGCUCGUACGCGCCAUGCGCGAGGGCAAGUGGGUCGUCUUCGCGGACAUCGAUCGAGCGAGUGCAGAGGUUCUGGGUGUAAUCAAGUCGCUUGUCGAGUCUCUUGGUCUCGAUAAGUGGGUCGGUGGACGCGCGAUGCUCAACGUGCCGAACCGUGGGACUGUCGUAGCGGAGGAGAACUUCGCUAUCUAUGCCACCCGGUCAAUCCCUCUGUCAAGGAGCGGCGCUUUCACGUCGCCUACAUUUUUUGGCGCCCAUAGGUUCCACGAGAUCGUCGUGCCCGCUCCGAGUGCUGAAGACUUGCGCUUAAUCGUGGAAACAAAGUUCCGGAGACUGGCGGGCGCUGCGGCAGUGGGCUUGAUCCGUCUGUGGGAGGCGGUUAAAGCACUUGGUACCGCGUCCUCGCUACGAGACGUCGGGCUUCGAGAGUUGGACAAGCUAUGCACUCGUGUCGAACAUGUCAUUCCCGCCUCGCAGCAAGCGAUGGAUAUCGAUCUCUCCGAACGACUUCUGACACUCCCCGCCGUGUUCCCGAAUCCCACUGUGCGCGAGGACAUAUAUCUCGAGGCUCGGGACGUCUUCUUCGGUGCGGGUGCGACUACUGCGGCCGCUCGCACUCACCUGGAAGCUGUCGCCACCAUAGUCGCGGAGCACCUAGCAAUCUCUCCAGACCGGCGAGACUGGCUCUUGCACGCCCGGACGCCGGAAUUUGACAUCGAGAGGGACGUGAACGGACGGACCACCGCCGUCCGAGUCGGCUCAAUACGUCUUCGUGCACGGAUACUCAAGUCGGCCAUCACAUCUCCGACCACGCGUCCUUUUGCCAUGCACAAGCCCGCUGUGCAGCUACUUAACCGUAUUGCCACCUCCGUCUCCUUGAAUGAGCCUGUCCUCCUCACAGGAGAGACAGGUACAGGCAAGACGAGCGCUGUCACGCACCUCGCUGCGCUACUGAAUCGGUCGCUCGUCUCGCUUAACCUCUCCAACCAGACGGAGUCGUCUGACUUAGUUGGUGGCUUCAAACCCGUCGACGCCAGGAUUCCCGGUAUGGAGCUCUUGGAACGUUUCGGGGAGCUCUUCGCAGGGACGUUCAGCAGGAAGAAGAACGCAAGGUUCGAGGAGUCGGUAAGGAGGGCGGUACAAGAGGGUAAAUGGAAACGCGCAGUCGGGCUGUGGAGGGAGGCGAUCAGAAUGGCGCAGGAGAAGAUUCAGGAAAGAGUGACCGAUGAUGUGGGGUCUCAGCCUCCUCGGGAUGGAGAGACGCCCAGAAAGCGUCGUAAGCUGGAACACGAUUUGAACGCUUCGGCUGCUGCCUGGGAGGCAUUCGAGCAAGAUCUGCAGACGUUUGAGGUUCAACACGUUCAGGGGAAGAGUAGAUUCGCCUUCGCUUUCGUAGAGGGCCUACUUGUCAAGGCUUUGCGCUCGGGGGAUUGGAUUCUACUGGAUGAGAUCAACCUUGCAUCACCCGAGACACUUGAAUGUAUAUCGUCUCUUCUUCACAGCCCUACGGCGUCGAUCACAUUGACGGAACAAGGCUCGCUGGAGCCGGUCCCUCGUCACCCGGAUUUUCGUUUGUUUGCAUGCAUGAACCCCGCGACGGAUGUAGGAAAGAGAGACCUCCCGCCAAACAUACGCUCCCGAUUCACAGAAAUUGACGUCCCUCCCCCUGACGCGGAUAAGGAGACAUUGCUCAGCAUCGUCGACCAAUACAUCGGGAGAUGUGCUGUGGGCGAUCGUGGUGCAAUCCUAGACGUCGCCGAGUUUUACUUGGCUGUCAAGCAGCUUGCUGAUGCACGCAAGAUCUCCGAUGGGUCGAAUCACCGUCCGCAUUUUAGCAUGCGUACGCUAGCCCGUGCAUUGACGUUCGCCGCGGACAUGGCGAGUGUCUUUUCCUUACGGCGCGCGCUCUGGGAGGGGUGUCUCAUGACCUUCACCAUGGUCCUGGAUGAACCCAGUGCAGCUGCCGUAAUUAUACUUGCUCAGCGUCACUUGCUCUCAGGUGUCCGCAAUCCCAAGUCCUUGCUCUCCCGUGAACCUAAUCCUCCCCAACCCAUCGACAGCUAUCUGAAGAUUGGCCCAUUCUAUCUCGAGCGGGGACCUCUUCCUGAGGAUCCCGUCGAGAGCUACAUCAUGACGCCGUCUGUGGAGAAGAAACUUGUUGACCUCGCACGUAUCAUAUCCGCCAAACGAUUUCCAGUCUUGAUCGAAGGCCCGACUUCAGCUGGUAAGACGAGUUCCAUCGAAUAUUUGGCGAGGCGGACUGGCCACCGAUUCGUCAGAAUCAACAAUCACGAGCAUACCGACAUCCAGGAGUACCUUGGCUCGUACGUCUCAGAUGCGGCAACGGGCAAGCUGGUCUUCCAAGACGGAUUGUUAGUCAGGGCCCUCCGCAAUGGCGACUGGAUCGUCUUGGACGAACUCAACUUGGCUCCUACUGAUGUCCUCGAGGCCCUGAACCGUCUACUCGACGACAACCGGGAGCUGGUCAUCCCAGAGACCCAAGAAGUAAUCCGCCCGCACCCACACUUCAUGCUUUUUGCGACUCAGAAUCCUCCCGGCCUCUACGCCGGCAGAAAAAUGUUGUCCCGGGCUUUCCGCAAUCGAUUCCUCGAGGUCCAUUUCGAUGACGUGCCACAGGCAGAACUGGAACCAUUCUCUGCCAGCGAUGUCGCAUCGCUCCCUCGUACGGCCAGCGAAUCGUCGGCGUGUUCCGAGAGCUGCAGAAGCGACGGCAGUCGUCACGCGUCUUCGAGAGCAAGCAUGGACUAUCAAGAGCUUGCAGAGAAUGGCUACAUGCUGUUGGCCGAACGCGCUCGCCGGGAGGACGACAAGGCCGUGGUUAAGGAAGUUAUCGAGUCCAUCAUGAAAGUCCGGAUAGACGCCUCAAAGAUGUACGACAUGCAUAGCAGAGGACAAGAGCUGGAGAAUUUCUUGGGGUGUUCCAUCCCUUCUAGGCCGUCUCUUGUGUGGACGUCAACCAUGCAACGGCUUUUCAUCCUUGUCGCUCGAGCGCUGCGCUUUAAUGAGCCCGUCUUGCUAGUGGGUGAGACCGGAUGUGGGAAGACCUCCGUGUGUCAACUGUACGCGGAGGUAGUCUCGAAGGCGUUGCGCACGCUGAAUUGCCACCAGAAUACGGAGACCGCCGACCUCAUAGGAGGGCUAAGACCCAUUCGAAACCGGACUGCGCUAGAGUCUGAGACUCUCUUGGAGGUCUCGGCAGUCUUGCGUGAACUGGGCGUGCCAAACCCAGAACAGGAUCGGAAGUCCCUUGCCAUAGCAAUCGAGGGUCUGCUCAAGGGCGGCGCUCUGCAUAGCGCCCAGAUGGCUUCCCUACAACAGGCAAAGGCGAAACUGGAACGGCUUUCCGCGAUGUUCGAAUGGAGAGAUGGACCUCUUGUCCAAGCAAUGCGUCAUGGAGAGGUGUUUCUUCUCGACGAAAUCUCUUUGGCCGAUGAUUCUGUUCUAGAACGGAUCAACAGCGUACUGGAACCUGAGCGCAGUAUCGUUCUCGCCGAACGAGGAGGCGAUUCUACUGAGCUCCCAUUGCUCGUAGCUGAUGAUGACUUCAAACUUGUGGCUACGAUGAAUCCGGGUGGCGACUAUGGCAAGAAGGAGCUGUCUCCAGCGCUGAGAAACAGAUUUACCGAAAUAUGGGUGCCUCCACUGACCGACAGGCAUGACUUCGAAUCUAUUAUCGAUAGCCUGUGGCAAGAUCAGAUCCUUCGAACGUACACGGCGCCUAUCUUGGACUUCGUUGAAUGGUUACGUCUCCGGGCAAACGAUCAGUCGAUCAGCGGUAUUCGAGACAUCCUAAGCUGGGUCCAUUUCACUAAUGCAGUAUAUACUUCAAGCCAUGGCGCCAUCCCCCCUAAUGAGAUAUUCCAUCAUGCAGCGCAAAUGGCAUUUUUGGAUGGCCUUGGGUCAUUACCACAAUUCUCGUCAUACUCCCGCGACGCCUUCGUACAGCUGUGCUUGGAUGCGUCGUCCAGGUUAUGUGAACUUGUUCCCGUCCCUGAAGGGAAAUUGGACAAUGCAAUGGCCUCUGACCCUGCGGCCGAUGUUCAGCUAGGGUUCUUUUCACUUCCGCGAGGCCCGAAGGAAUGUGUUCCUCACAAUUUCAACCUUCAAGCCCCCACUACUCGAGAUAACGUCAUGCGAGUUGUCAGAGCUUGCCAGCUUUCCAAACCGGUCCUUUUGGAGGGCAGCCCAGGCGUCGGGAAAACGAGCCUUGUCACUGCUCUUGCCAACCUUUGCGGACAUCAACUCUGUCGCAUCAACCUAUCCGACCAAACUGAUAUAGUGGACCUAUUUGGUUCGGACUUACCAGUCGAAGGCGGAGAGCCCGGGCAGUUUGCUUGGAAGGACGCCGAAUUCCUUCGUGCGCUGCAGGAGGGGCAUUGGGUACUGCUCGACGAGAUGAACUUGGCGCCUCAAGCGAUCCUGGAAGGUCUAAAUGCAGUCUUGGACCAUCGUGGUACAGUCUACAUUCCGGAACUGGGUCGAUCGUUUGCGCGUCACCCCUCGUUUCGUAUCUUUGCUGCGCAAAACCCGCUGAGUCAAGGUGGCGGUCGCAAGGGCUUGCCUAAGUCAUUCGUCAAUCGGUUCACCAAAGUCUACGUCCAAGAAUUGACGCCGUCCGAUCUCCUCCUGAUAUGUCGGCACAUCUUCCCAAAUCACCCCGAAGAGUCUUUGCGCGCGAUGAUCAGCUAUACGACUCGACUCAGCGAGGAUGUAGCAAUCAGGCGGGAGUUCGGCCGCCAGGGUGGCCCCUGGGAAUUCAAUCUUCGUGAUGUUAUCCGCUGGGCGACGUUACUCAAGCAAGCCGGGCCGCAGGCUCAUCCUUCAGACUUCCUCCUCCCAGUGUUCCUUGAGCGUUUCAGGAGCACCGCCGAUAGGGAUCAUGCUCGCAAGCUGUUCCAAACCUUCUUCUCGGAAAUGCCACUCGAAAACAAUCAUCACAUCUUGGUGACUGCAUCACAUCUACAGCUAGGCUACUCAUUGCUGGCUCGAGAUGGACUGUGUUGCGGCCGUCGUCCCGGGCAGGUGCUCCAAGCGAGGCACGCCACCUUGGAAACCUUAGGCGCCUGUAUCGCCAACGGAUGGCUGACCAUCCUGACAGGAGAUCGGGGCAUUGGUAAGACAAGCAUCGUCCGCCUAGCAGCAUACCUCUGCGGAAAGGUCCUCCACGAGUUGCAGAUCAACAGUGCCACUGAUUCCUCCGACAUCUUGGGGAGCUUCGAAGAGGUGGACUCCACGCGGCGCUGCAUAGACUUGCUCCAACAAGUCAGCGCCUUCUUGGCCGAAGCAACAUCUUCUGCGGCAUUGUCGCUUGUACGGAUAGCUGAACAGCGCGAUGUGGUGUACAGCACACUUGCCGCCGUCAAUCCUACGGCUGCCGCCAUCCAAAGCGCAUUGCAGGCUGCCUCUGUCGCACUGAAUGCACUAGGGACACUACCGGAGCCGUGGUGCGCGAAGCGAAACAUCCUAUGCACGCAGCUGGAUGCUUGCCUUGCGAGCACGAGUCGCGGGGGAACGCUGGAGUGGGUGGAUGGUCCUAUAGUACGCGCACUGCAGGAGGGCCACUGGGUUCUGUUAGACGGUGCCAAUCUGUGCAACCCUUCCGUUUUAGAUCGCCUCAACUCGCUCUGUGAACUAGGUGGAUCCUUGACGCUCAACGAGAGAGGACAGGUCAAUGGUGCGGUGCACGUCGUCGAACCACAUCCUAAUUUCAGGCUGUUCAUGUCCGUCGAUCCCCAAUACGGAGAGUUGUCCCGCGCGAUGCGUAACAGAGGCCUCGAAAUUUCUCUCGUGGAGGUUCUGACCUCCGAGGAUCGCAAGAGAGUGUUGGAUCACCUACACCUACCUGUCAAUCUUGGGCAGCAAGAGGUCAAGACAGCCUCCUUGGCAUACGAAGCCUGUAGGCGGGGGUUGUCGCAGACGGAGUCAGCAACUAUCGCCGAUGAAUGGCCUAAUAGCCAGCUGUUAGGUGCCGAUUGUCCUUCUGCGUCUAACGCUCAAAUAGCGCCUUCCAUGGGAUUAUCACAAGUUCAUGUCCAUGACACCGUCCUACGCUCAGUAUCUCAUUUUGUCGCGGCUAGCAUGGCGCCCCUAUACUCCGAGCAUCUCUCCCGAUUCAUCAGGGUGCACAUGUCGCAUAGCCAGGAACCACACCUGGCAGAGCUCGUGCAUAUUGUGGAAGCGACUUCGCAUAGUCAUAUCUCGCGACUAUUAUGUGAAAAGAAAGGGCAGUGGGAUAUGGCCGUCAAGAGGACAACGCGCGCCAUCCUCGCACAGCCACUUGGUACGCUGAAGCCUCCGACACAUAACGCAGCAAUGGGUCGUGGGGUUGAAUCCGACAUCGAAAAUGCCAUUCAUCAACUGCGUUUGCUCGUUUCUGUGGAACUGGACCACGACAUCAAGAUGGUCCCGCUCGAAGACGAGUUCGAUUUCAGAAUGCCGGAGAGGCGUGGCCGCUCAGAUGCUCGACGAAUGCACGCCGUCCGUGCCGCGCAGUCGCUCGUUGAAUCCAUAAGACACGGGGCGCGCACAUUACUGGACAGCAUCAAUAUCGAGAACGUAGCACGAACUACGGAAGCCGGGGUCAUGACACAGCUUGUGACUUACAGUCGCCACUUACGCACCAUCAUUCGCCGAAGCCCUUUGGAUUACUCAGCCCUGCAAGUGUUCGUGAAGUGGGUCGUCCAGGCUUCAGCCGUACCAUCAGUCACCUUCAACGGCAUACACUCUUGCGCGCAGCUUCUCGAAGGAAUUGUUUCUCUUACGUCCGGUUUGCUUCUGGUCGAACUCUGGACUUCACUGGCACCCUUGGAGACGUCAGCUGCCUCCAAACGACAAGUUGACCGACUGGCUCUUACGGGGCGUCGGCUACUGUUCUCGUCGAAUAAUGCGACUGAGCCCGACAACCUUGAAACAGCAGGCUUCACUGACCCAUCGCCUCGAAUCUUGGAACUCAUGUCGCUCUGGACUUUGCCACAAACCAGGUCCACCCUCGAUGACCAGAAUCUCACACACGUAACUGAGUCAAUCGUUCAGAAUCCCUCCGAGAACGAUCGACACAACUACAGCAUUGAUGCCCGCCAACUCGACGACAUCAGCCUGAAUCUUGAGCUGACAAUUCUGUCACGCUCAAAUGCGGGGAUGGUUUCUGAGGAUCUGGAUGAAUUCCUUGAAUUUGGUUGCCGGUCCCUGCCACUGCCUAGGUUGAUACCGUACCAGCAAAUCAAAUGGGCCGUCAAUACGCGGAAAGCUCUCCCCGUCCUGAUCAUGAGAGCGCAGAAGCAAUGGUUUGCAGGCGUCUGGGAAGUGUGUGGUUCAUCUGAGGCGACCGAUCCGCGCACCUUUGUCUUCCCAGUGGAGUUGCAUGACACGAUAUUGACUUGCGCUCCGAAGGAGCAACAUCUGAAUGACCUACAAGAACACGAGCUGGUCCUGCGACGUCGACUGCAGACAUAUUGUUUGCGUGCGUUCGGGCAUGCUCCCCCUCGUACUGCCCAACUCGCCAUGAUGCUCGCGCAGACCGUAUUCACGGUAUUGAGGUGCACGGCAACGCUGUCCGACAGUGAGGAUGCCUCCACAGAACGCCUCCCGUCAGCUCCACCACGUUGUAGCGCAUCGAUCUCGGACGCCGUUGAAAUCCUCGGAAGAGACGAACGUCCUGGUCUGGAACCCUUGAAGCAGCAAUUGCUUCCGAUGCUUCAGCAGCUGAUCAGUACACCGACUAGCGAACCUUCGCUGUUGGGACGCUGCUGGAUUGCACUCGCCAAGGCUUUGUUGCAAAUGUAUGUCCCUGAUGCACCCGUCGAUCCAGCAGCAAUGCAGAGAUGCGCGGCCGACUUCUGGAGUGAAGAGAAAGCUUUCGUUUCUCGACAACUCGACCUACAUGUCGAAUACGAACGGCGCACAAGCGGGUUGCGAGAUAGCGACACCAUCCAAUACCUGCGUCGGCUACUCGCUAUCGUGGAGCGUAGUACCUUGGUGAACACCGAGUACCAAUGUCCGAAGCGAGACGACGUCGCGCGGCUCCAUUCGUUCUGGACAGAAACCACGCAGCUCAUGACACAAGUCCUGCCGUCGUCCAAGCUCGAAACCCUAAUGAUGGACCUGAAGGCUCAAGCCCCCCAUGCGAUGACCCGUGAAGUUGUAAUCCAGGAGUCUUUGAGCGCGUUCAAUCAGCGCCUAGACACCAUCUACCCAGAUUUCGUCGACAUCAGCGGUCCUAUCCAACUGGCCCUGCUGUACAUGAAGUUGGGCAUUCAUUUGGUUGCUGUCAGCUCAAGAGGCAUGGGAUUCACGGACCAACAAUAUGCAACCGCCACUCGCGCUGCCCUUGCUUUCCCGUCAGUGAAGAGCGCCGAACUCUUGCGGCAGGUCGAGGUCCCACGAUCGUCGUCGACAACUGCAGUCGAACCUUCUCUGGCCAUCAUCGCUGGAGUAAUCCUUGAUGUCGCACUAGGCUCCGACUUACAACCCUUUUGGAGGCUGACGGAGGCAAUCUUCGAGCAGAUCUUCGGUCUUUGGGCCGUCGGGAGGUCCAGAAACGAACAGGCGGAGCGCGAGUCACAGUCUCUCUAUCGCCACCAGAACGAUGCACUUACAGAAGCCAACCUGGAGGAAGAAGACUUCUUGUCCUUAUUCCCUCAGUACGAGGAUGUACUCGAAGACAAUCUGGCUGCACCCAGCACAUCUAUGCAUGCGAAGCGAUCCCCGCUGCUCAAUUCAGCACAGAUCGUUGCGCUAGGGAGUCUCCACAAGCAUCUCUUCACUGAAGGUCUCAGCACGCAGUCCGCCUUGGACUACUUCAUGUCACUGCGGCGAACAACCGUGGUGUCGCUCAUUAGCCAAAGAAUGGAGGCAAUGCCAGACAAGCUCGACCAGGAGAGCAGAGCGUAUCAACUUUCGUUGCUCCACGAGGCCAUCGCUAGCUUCGACAGCGCCCAUGCAAAGGGCGCGACAUACAACUUCUAUAUAGAUGCAAAUUUCCCCCAGAGCAAGAGGGCUGUUACGGCACUGAGGGCUCUUCAGGGUCGGCUCGCAGCCUUGAUACAAGAUUGGCCCGAUCAGAUGGUGUUGCAACAUCUGCAGAGUCGCUGUCAAGCCAUCCUACGGCUCGACCUGUCUAGCCCGGUCGCGAAGAUCCUUUCUGCACUAGAGCAGCUCGUCAUGCACAUCGAAGAUUGGGAGAUGUACGCGAACCGCGAAAACACCUUGAAGACGUACCAACAGACCUUGACCGGUCUCAUUGUUGAGUGGCGUCGUUUGGAAUUGUCUUCCUGGCAGGGGUUGCUGCAGUCGCAGGCUACAAAUUUCGCAGAGGGUGUUUUUGAUUGGUGGUUCCGACUAUACGAGGCGACGGUCCGCGGCGUGAUGUCUGCCUCUGCAGAGGAAGCGAACGGGCAAGAUGGUGCAGUGCUGCAUUAUCUGGAUGGUCUGAUGCCCCUCCUGGACGAGUUCAUCAUUGCCGCCCCCAUUGGCCAGUAUGAAGCACGUCUGGACAUGCUGCACGCUUUCAGUCGACACGUGGAUUACGUCGCCAGUGGCAAGUCGGACGAUCACAAGCAAAUCUUCAAUCGCGUCCAUAGAAUCUUGCGGUCAACGUGGCGGUAUUACACCCAAUUUGCUCACCAUGUGCGUGGAACCCUGUCGUGCCGACAAGCAGAGCUAGAGAAGGAAGUUCGUGACUACAUCAAACUGGCGAGCUGGAAAGACGUCAAUGUGCACGCACUGAAGCAAAGCGCUCAGAAGUCGCACAAACAGCUCUACAAGGUUAUUCGAAAGUUCCGCGAUGUCCUUAGACAGCCAGUACAGGAUUACCUGAAGACUCCGUCCGAAGACAUUCGGGAGCUGCAAACGCCUCGCGAGCAAGCAUAUUCGCCCACUGCGGACGACGUUGACAUACCGACUUUCCCGCCGGCCGCGGACCUACCGCUGUACCUCGCAAACCUGAAUACAACAUACAGGAACUUCAGAGGCCAUGUCUCAAGCCGUGUGGCGACCGUCAUCGCAUCUAUACCCGUCGAGGGAUUGGAUGAGCUAGCCAAGGAAGCCAUCGUCACGUCGGCAGCUUUGGCGAAGUCGUCGCCUCCAUCACACAUGCAGUCUGCGCAACGUGUCAAGUUCCUUAAAUCAUUGCGUAGUCGAAAGAGAAGGGCCUGGAGCGAUCUGUUGAAAGAGCUCAAGAAGAUUGGAUUGUCGGUCAAUGUCAAGCCGGAGUUGCUAGAGCAGCUACGUAACCUCCGCUGGCUCCGGGAACAGGAGGUCUUGGCGUUCCCGGGACACUGCGAGCAAGACGCAAGACGGGCUGACGACUACUUUGGGCUACGAGAGAGCUGCAACGAGGCAUCACAUUACUGGAGUCUGGAUUCGCGAUGGCUAUUGACAAUCGCCGCAGGCAACAUUGCCAAAACAACUGUAUCCUUCGAACGGCUCCACGACAUCGCUGUUCGGCUGCAAACGUUUACCUCUGCUGCCGUUACUCGGUCUGAGUUCACCGCAGAGCAGAUCACAAACCUGAAGGACUAUAUGUGCCGACUCGUUCAUGCGCUCGAAGAGAUGCUCCUCCGUCUUCGAGAGCAUAACGGAUUGCGACCUGGGAUCAUCGUUGCCCAGGAAAUGCUCGAUGAGAUGCAGCUACUGGUCGCGUCGUCGCGAGAACAUGCGAUGCGCCUCUCUGAGCUAGUCCGAAAGGUGAAACUAGUACCCAACGUUGUUCUAUCGACAGAUGAGUUUGAGGUCGUGAACAGUGCAUCGAAACAUCUGCGUGCCGUUGGCGAUGCUCUGCAAGGCUGGUUCGAGGGUCCAAUCAUUGUUCGUUACUUCGCGGAGCCCAUUCACAGUUGGCUCAUGGACUUGGGGAUCACGGACCCAUCGUCCGUUGGGAUUAAGACGACCAGUACCGAUAACACGGGUGUGCUGAUCAGCGCCCUGUUGCUCAGUAUCCAAGCUCUUCACUCGUUAUGCCCUCCGACAGACAAAGCGCCCGAGCCAACCGCAGACUCAUUCGUGCACGCGAAUACCCGCCUUGCUGCGCAAAUCACAAUGGCCCUCAAUAUUGAUGGGAUACUCGAGCAGUCAAGAAGCGUCCUAACUUCACUAGGCAGUUACCCCGCAGAAGACUCACAGCAGAGAGCCAGGAGAGUACUGCCUUUCUUGACGAGCUAUAUGGAGCUGGCUCGGCACCAUCUCGACCGCCUGACGAAUUGGACGGCCGCGCUAUUCAAACUCGACUACGUGGUCUGCUCUAUCAUGCUGACACUCGCCAAAGACGGUUUCUGUCAGCCACCAGAAGCGGAGGAUAACGGUGAAGGCGCGGAAGGCACAGAACUACAGACCGAUGGCACUGGGCUUGGUGAAGGCGCUGGAGCAGAGAAUGUCAGCAAGGACAUACAGGACGAGAGUCAGGUUGAGGGUCUGCAGGGCGAGGAAGAAGGGGCUGAUGAACAGGUAGAGCGAGCGGAGGAGGGCAAUGCCCUUGAGAUGAGUGAAGACUUCGAAGGUCAGAUGCAGGACGCUCCAGAAGGCGAGGACGAAGGCGAAGGAGAAGAUGGAGAGAGUGAUGCUGAACCCGAGGAACAGAUAGGUGAUCUGGACGCGUUGGAUCCAUCAGCCAUCGACGAAAAACUCUGGGGCGACGAAGCGGGUCCACAGGAUACCCAGCAAGACGGAGGUAGCAAUCAAGACGAUCGUUCCUCCCAUAAGCAGGACGCGGAGAUGGUGGCCAAGGAUGGUGAUGAAGCUAAGAGUCAACCGGACGACCGUCAGCAUGAUCAAGACAAUUCCGCUCCUGAUGUAGGAGCCGACGAUGAUAUCGUUGAGGAACAGCAAGGCGGAGACGGGCAGGAGGCUGACAAUGGUCCGGAAGGCGCUCCUCUUGACGAGCACGUCAGAGAAGCCGAUACCCUGGACCUACCAGAUGACAUGGACCUCGACGCAGGGAAGGAUAACGAUCAACGGGGCAUGGAUGAUGACCUCAGUCUUGACGAAGGCGACGAGCCGGACGAGGAGACCAUGCCGGGCGAGGACGAUCCUGCCACAGAGCCUCCUACCGCGGAUGAAGCGGACAACCAGCAGCAUAUGGACGAUCUCAACCAAGCUGUCGAUGAUACAGUCGACGAGAAAUUCCCGGUAGACGAAGAGGGUCAAGGGCUAGUCGCAAAACCUGACCUUCGUGGAGAUGGUCAGGAUCCCGGACAAGCGCGGGGUGCAUCUUCUACCGAAGCUGACGAGAUGGCCAUGGAUGUUGACGUUGCUGCCCAAGAGCAUAUGGUACAAGGUACAGGCCGUACUCAACAAUCCAUGGAUACACCGCAGGAAAUGGCGACGGAACAGAACUCGGACGAGGCCCCAAUACAUAGUCCACACGGCGAGGGAGGCGAUUCUGCCCCAACUACACAGUCCCAGCAAGGUGGAGCGCCGUCUGCACCUCGCACGCAACUCGAUGCCAACCCGCUGCGUAGCCUCGGCGAUGCACUGCGCGAGAUUAGCCGGCACCUGGACGAUAUCCUGGAGAGUACGAGUUCUACCGAGCCUCCACGGAGUCAUCCCGACGCGCCAGGUCAAAUGGAACAUCUCCAGCCGGACGAUACAGCUGAUCACACGCAAGCCCUCGGACCAGCGAUGCAAGAAGAGGAAAUAGCGAGGCUGAACGAGUUGAAGUUCGCUGCAGAUGAUCCUGACAGACGUGUCUCUACAGCAACACCCGACGAAGAGGCCCCAGUCGAGCAUGUCAUCAACGAACGAUCAUCCUCCCCUCAACACUUGCUUAUGGGAUCCACACCAGCAUCUUGCGUCGAAGGUACGGAACGCGCCUUGACUCAUGCCGAUAUCAGCCCCGAAAUCCCAGGCACCGCCCAAAGCACGUCUGUCGUACCAUCUGAUGGAUCGGUUGCUUCUCAGUCACUUGAGGAAUUAUCAAAGGAGGUGGAAAUCAAGUUGAAGGAGUGGCAAGCAGACGGGCAACCUUCAGGGAGAGCCGGUGAUGUCUGGCGGCUCUACGAGUCGUUGACGCAUGAUCUGUCCUACGCACUCUGUGAGCAGCUUCGGCUCAUCCUAGAGCCCACUCAGGCGACACGAUUGAAAGGCGACUACCGGACUGGCAAGCGGAUCAACAUGAAAAAAAUCAUUCCAUACAUCGCUAGCGAGUUCACAAAGGACAAGAUCUGGCUUCGACGUACCCGGCCGAGUCAAAGAGAAUACCAGGUCCUCAUAGCCCUUGAUGACUCCCGGUCGAUGGCCGAGUCGCAUUCUGUGCACCUGGCCUACGAAACACUCGCGUUGGUCUCCAAGGCGUUGAGCAGACUCGAGGUCGGUGAUAUUGCCAUUGCGAAGUUCGGAGAGUUAGUCGAAGUACUGCACGGCUUUGAAGGGGGACCGUUCACGGACCACGCGGGUGCCAGGAUCAUCGAUGCCUUCCACUUCGACCAGAAGGCGACGCAGGUGCUCUCACUCGUCGAGAGUAGCAUAGAAAUGCUGGAACGGGCAAAGGAACGCCGUGCGAUGGGCUCUGCUUCAGCAGCGGACCUUUGGCAGCUAGAGAUCAUCAUCUCCGACGGGAUAUGUCAAGAUCACGAGAAGUUGAGAACGGUAUUGCGAAAAGCAGAGGAGCAGCGCAUCAUGGUCGUGUUCAUCAUCCUUGAUUCUCUGCACGCCCGCAGUACUGUGGACGCAUCGAGCACUGCGUCCAGUCAAGGACAGGAUUCUAUCCUGCAAAUGAACCAGGUCGCGUACAGAAAUGUCGACGGCCGGAUGGAUCUGCAUGUAGAGCGCUACCUGGACACCUUCCCAUUCGAGUAUUACGUCGUGCUGAGGGAUGUGGAGGCGUUGCCAGACGUUUUGGCUGGAACAUUGAAGCAGUUUUUCGAGAGGAUAGCAGAGGAUUAG